UUUUGUAAAAAAAAUUGGCUCAGCAGUCAGCAGUAGACAUUAAAUAUUAUUAUCUGUGGUCAGCAGGGAGACAGAUGUUUUUUAUUUUAGUUUUUACGAAUUUUCUUGUAAGUAGUGUUGUGUGUCUAAAUUUUCACUGAAAAGUCGUCAAGUAAAUAAAGUGAAACGUGGUAGUGGUGGACAAAAGAGUGAUUUUAAUUUUAAUUACAAACAUUUUGAUAAUGGAAUAUAAACUAUCAGAUGAUUUGAACACCACCCUGAGAGAAAGGGUGUUUUUUGCAGCAAGGGAUGGAAUGUCUCUAACCCUUUAUGCUUUAUUAUACGAGAAAAAUACAGACGAAAUAGAUGAUUUACUGAAUAAUGAUGUAUGCAGCGAUGGAGUAAAAUGUACACCGUUAAUAGCAGCCGCACGCCAUGGCAGAGAGGGUGCUGUCAGGAUACUGCUGGAGAAGUUCCGACCACCAGUCCGAUUGGAGACGGAAGGCACUGUCAAGUUUGAUGAAUAUGUAAUUGAAGGCGCAACAGCCCUAUGGUGCGCCGCUGGCGCCGGCCAUCUUGGCAUCGUCAAGCGUCUAGUCCGCGGUGGGGCUAACGUUAACCACGCUACCAAAACUUUAAGUACCCCCCUUAGAGCCGCCUGCUUCGAUGGAAGACUGGAUAUAGUGAAAUACCUGGUCAGGCAUGGCGCUGAUAUACACAAGGCGAAUAAGUAUAACAAUACGUGUUUGAUGAUCGCCGCGUAUAAAGGACAUUUCGAUGUGGUGCAGUUUCUAUUAGACAGCGGCGCGAGAGUGGACGAAAGGGCCCUAUGUGGUGCUACGGCGUUACAUUUCGCAGCGGAGUGUGGACAUGCUGAAGUAGUUUUGGCACUAAUAGAUCACAACGCUAAAAUACUCACAAAUGAGAAUGGUAUGACCCCACUACAAUGUGCGGCGGAACGCGCACGCGCAUCAGUUGUAGAGAUCCUGGCGGCGCGGCCGGAAGUGACUCGCGCGCAGGCUAUAGAGGCGUUUGAGCUUUUGGGAGCUUCGUUUGCUAAUGACAAGGAGUAUUAUUGUUUAAGAAUGGCGUACCAAUACCUGCACAGAGCAAUGGCGAUGCGCUACGACACGAGAUACGGACUGAUGUUGAAGAAGCCGGCUGAGCCUAUACCCGCUUAUGACAAUUGGAAGGAAAGCACUACCAUAGAGGAAGUAGAGCGGCUCCACGGCAACGCGCACGCGCUCCACAUGGAGGGGCUGACGGUCCGCGAGCGGGUGCUGGGCCGCGCGUGCCCCGACCUGCCGCACCCGGUGGUGUUCCGCGGCGCCGUGUUCGCGGACGAGGCGCGCUUCGACCGCUGCCUUGCUCUGUGGCGGCACGCGCUCGCCCUCAGGCAGAGCAACGAGGUGUCGGUUGUGAAAGAUCUGCUCAGAUUCGCUCAAGUGUUUUCACAAAUGAUACACAUCGGUAUUGAACUGCCACUUGUACAGGUAUGUUACGUGUUAGAAGCAUGCGCAGAAGAGCUGAGAAGAGGCACGAAAAGACUGGAGAAACCACAAGUCAACCACGAUCCGGACGCGCUAAUAACCUUGGUCCGCGGAAUGUUGUUGCAGGAGGAAUACGAGAGCAAUGUGCGGACGGCGCUUUAUUUGGUCGCAGUGGCUGCUAGACUAUUGGAGAAUGACGGGAAUAGUGAAGAAACAUGCAGAUCAGUUCGCCGCGCUGUGUUCAACCUAAGGAACGUGAGAUUGCGUUCUGGACAAACUAUUUUACAUUUGGCAGUCAACAGGCAAACCCCGGUCGAUGAUUUCCAUACGAGCGACGUGUGUCAGUUUCCUUGUAUGCGGACGACGCGGCUUUUACUGGAAUGCGGGCUGGAAGUGGACGCGUGGGACGAGAAGAGGCGGACGCCGCUCAUUGUAGCUCUAGUUUCUUGUUUUCAUUAUAGUUCUGAAGACAUGGAACCGUGGAAGGAGUCACUGUGCGGUGUUGUGUGCGAGUUGCUCUCCAACGGCGCACACGCAGACGCCGUGGACGCUGAGGGAGUCACACCGCUCUUGUUCUCUUGUGGAACGCCAGCCGAAAGCAUCGUGCAUUCAGCCUACCGACCACGUCUCACGUGUAUAGCGGCCUUGGCAUUGGCCAGGCACGGGGCCAAAUAUCACCCAUCACAGGUACCUCGGGAUCUUCACGCCUUUCUCACAAUGCACGGCGUCAUUGCAAUGCAGUAAACUGACGAAAAACGUCAUUUUGUAUUAAGACUAAUAACUAAGCUGAAUUAUCAUAUGAAAUAACCGCAUACCCAGACAAUUGACAAUUUUGACACUAAUUCAUAAUAAAAAAUAGUAGAAUUGAGAUCGCGAAAGAUCUUUAUUAUAUAAAAUGGCAAAGUGCAAUAGAAAUUUCAAGACAUUCAAUUUUGAAACGUAAUACAACGAAAUAUGGUUAAAUAUAGCGUGUAAUGUGCCCUGCCUAUUUGAAAUGAUCUCAAAACGAUGUUAUACCUACAACAAAAAUAAUUUAUAAAAUAUUUAACUUCAUCAAAAUAUGCUUACAAUUUGCUACAUGAUAAAAUAAUAUAUAUAGCAUAUUAUAAGGUCCCAUCAAAUAGAAGAUUAUGUAGUAACAAAAAAAUUUCCGACAUUUGUUCAGUAAUUUCAGAUCUAUUAGAUGCUAUUGAGCUCGAGUAUUACGUUAAAUCAAAAAAGGCCGAAAAAAAAUCAAGAAACGAAAAUGAAUUGACAUUUUUGGAAUAACUGGAUUAACUUUAAAUAUUCAUAGUAAAUAGAGAUGUAGAUUUGAAAUAUCACGCAAAUUAUAUAACUUAAAUAGAUGAAAUCAAUUAGAUAUAAAAAAUAUAUAAAUUGUAAAUAAAUUUGUAGUGAAGUAGUUUCUUCAUGUUAUGAAUAUUAGUGUCAAAUAAUUGAAAAGCCCUUGAACACAGGGUAUGCAUGUGUUCAAAUAAUGACUAUAUGUUAUGUAUAGAAGGCUCAAAUUAUAUUAAUAUAUGGAAAACGAAUUGUAGGAGAAGUCUGUUGUGAUAAUAAUAUAUAGAUCUAGUAUAUUUUUUAAUGUAAGGUUAAAUAGGAACAUUGGAUGCGCCUUUGAAGUGGGAUAUUGAAAAUUAUUAUCAAAUAUUUGAAAAUAAUGGAUUUCUAAAUGCUGCUGACAUUUCUGUCUUUAUUAACCAGAUAGGCUGAAACAGGACGAGUGUAGAGAUAUUAUUCGCUGAUUUGUGCAAAACUACACUAUCAUUAUCCAGGAAAUUAAGUGACUUGGAAUAAAAAAUAUAUAAUAUAAAAAAAAAUUAUAAGAGUCAGAUUGAUCUGUGAAUCUCGUAUAUAAUUGAUCGCAUACAAAAAUAAAUCGAAAUUGAAAAAAAGGUCUUUCUAAUUGACCUGACUUCGGUUCUAUACGAUGGAUACAUUUUAGUGGCAAACUAUCUAAAUAUUUUGAGAAUUAGCCACGAAUUAGAACUGAUAUGAAGAACACACCGAGUAAGACAGUAAGAGGCUUCAUGCGGUUUGGUAUUGAUACCAAAAGUAGAUAUUUGUGAUAUCAGUUUCAACAGUACAGGUACUAAUAUGUACGAGUAGUACUGUUGCCAUAUUUACGCCACUGGUUCCCAAAAAUUAUGGUAUGUCAAAAAUAUUACUAUCUUAAACCGUGUUUCUCAGAUAUAUAGUAAUUAAACGGAAAAGAUAUGUAUAGAAGUAUUACAGAUCUGUACUAGAUAAAAACAUCCAGCAUUAGCCUUGUAACAUAAUGAUAUAGGCGUCCCUGUAGAUUUAAUGACACUGCUAUAGGCACGUUACGCACAAUUUUUAUAGGAAACGAUAAAUAUUAUUGUUUCCUCGAAUGGGUUCUAACUAACAUAAAAAUUAGUUUAGGAAAAAUAUCUGUGAAAUAUUGAAAUGUUUAAACUUUAAAGUUAAAAUAUAAAUUUUUUAAUCUGCGAUGUUGCAUAUCUUUACGCAGUUUUAACAAGAUACAAAAAGGAAUUACAGGUUACAAUUCUUUUUUGCGACAUUAUAUUUAUCCAAAUCUUUGGCGCUGGCUUAAUUGUGUAUAUUUUUUUACUUAACACUGCCUCUUAUUUAAAACUCGCAAUCCGUUGGGCCUAUAUAAUUAUUCAAAUUUAUUACCUGGAUAACAAUAUACAUUUUUGACUUGGUAGCUGAAUUCAUAAUGGAUUAUUUGAACUAACAACUUCUUGUAAAUUUAUAUGAUUUAGAAGAAAAUACUAUUUGGAUAUUAUUUCUUGUUGGAGAAAGAAACACUGCGUUUAAUAAUAAUAUGGUCAUUAAACAUUUAAAUAAAAUUACUAGAAAUACCGUUAGAGCAACACUGGCUUUUGCUUAUACAAUCAGGAUAAAUUUUACGAUAAAUGUUUAGUAAAAGAAAAAAAAUUAAUCAUCCUUUUGCAUACACUACAAAUGUUACAAUCAAUAAACUUAAAUCACAGUAAAGUAAGAACUGUUUACGCCCUAAUAAAUUUAUUAAAUCAGAUUAGAUAGAAAAGUUCUCAAAAUCUAUUCAUAAUAGGUUGAAUUAUUGGACUGAAAAUGCUAACAUUAUAAGGUCAUUAAAUUUGAAAGCCAUAUCAUUUAUAUUGUAAAUCAUUUGCUAGAAACUUAGGGAAUUAAAAUUCUAGUCAAAGGCUUAUUUGUCUAUCGAUUUGUAAAUAAUGUUAAUUUAAGUUCCUUAUUUUAAUACUAUCAAACUUGGUUAUCGUAUAGCUAUGCUGAUAUUUUUUCAUAUACAUAUAAUUGAUAGCUAUGAGAAUAAAUAUUUUUUAUUUGAAAAGGAUUUUUAUAUGUAAUCUUAAUAUCUCUCCUCUCGUCCUUGUGAUAACGCAUCUGUUUUAUUAUAAUGCUGGUGCCACCCCUAAAAUAUAAAUUUACUCAUCUUAAUAUAUUAACAAGUUUUUACGCGGCAAUUUACCUUGAUUCUCACCAUAAAAAAAUAAAGAAAAGAGAUACUAUAUUUAAGGCGGUGUAGCUCCAGUAUUACUGAAAGCACGCUCAUUGGUCAAACAAUAUGGCAGCGCGAUUUUAUUUCACCAAUGAGCACGCGUUUAACAUUUUGUUACAUUACAUCAUUAAUAAGCAACUAUUAUGAUUUACUCUUGAUUUUUGUAACUUAGUAGUUGCAAGGGCGAGUAGGAUGAAGUUAUGCUGUCUGUACUUAUCCAAAAUGUACCUGGUUAACGUACAACCAUACAAACAAUAUUUUAGUCUAAUGUUAUAUUUUUCUACUAAAAUUAUCUACUUUGUUAAUUACUAAAUUGUUUUGAUUUGAUUUACAUUUUGUUGUCAUAUUAUUUUUUACGCCUAAUCUAUGUUUUUUAAAGUUCACCUAGGUGCACUCAAGGUCAAUGCAGGUUUCCUUAGUCUACCUAGGUGAACUCGUUGGGUCAGAAAGGAAAUGUAGAACUGCCGCUUUCUCUAUGAUGCCAAUAUUUUCUCAAUAAACAAGUGUGCCAAAUUGUAAUGCAAAUUUUAUGUGCCUUUUUUUUAAUGAUUUUGCUGUGUAAAUUAUCGGGAUCAAGAAAAAUAAAUACUUAUUUUAAUGCCUGAUUAACCUUGAUAAUGCAAUUUAACGUUCCCUAAAAAGGUUACAGAUGAAAUUCAAUAUUUUUUUUUAAAUUAGCAUUUUAACUCUGCUUCUCUUUUCAGCAUUAAAUACAUAGAAUAUAAUAGUAGUCAUACAUAUAAUAAUGUAGACAUAAAGAGAAAAAAUAGAAACAAAAAUAUUAAGCAAUAAGCGUCUAAAAUAUAUAUUUUUUUUUGAAAACUAAAUUGACCAUAUAUUGAGCUUUUAAAGUUGGUUCGUAAAUUGUUCCAAAAGCUUAAUUAAAAUAUGUUCGUGUCCUGAUAAUAGGUUUCUGUAAAAUAUUAUAAAAACACAUACAUAUUUUCAUGAAAGAUAUCUUUGAAGAAAAAUGUGAUUUAUUAUUUUAAUCCUGUCAUUAUGAUGUGUAAAUAAAUAAAUAUAUUAACUAUCUGUCCGAAUAUAUUAUAGCCAUAUUUUUUUGUCAAACAAUCGAC
Molecule: messenger RNA, 6032 nt
Organism: Amyelois transitella
Lineage: Eukaryota; Metazoa; Arthropoda; Insecta; Lepidoptera; Pyralidae
Gene: Fem-1
Product: protein fem-1 homolog B
Exons: 15
Coding region: 222-2213 (663 amino acids)
Molecular function (GO): protein binding
Source: RefSeq, a predicted model, not a curated record